Molecule: messenger RNA, 1539 nt
Organism: Closterium sp. Naga37s-1
Lineage: Eukaryota; Viridiplantae; Streptophyta; Zygnematophyceae; Desmidiales; Closteriaceae
Source: the annotation of a GenBank genome assembly
GCGGGACUAGAAGUCGACCUUAUUGGCUACGCAGGGUCGCAGGUGCACCCCUCAGUGGCGGAGCAUCCGCGCAUUCACCUGCGCCUGCUGGGCAUGUCCUUCCCCAGCGGCCUCUCGCGCCCGCUCUACCUGCUGCUGCUGCCCAUCAAGCUCAUCGCCCAAGUGCUCUGCUUCCUCUGGGUGCUCUGCAUCGCCACGCCGCCUCCCGACUUCUACCUUCUACAGAACCCACCCACCAUCCCGACCUUCACAGUGGUGCGCUUCGCUGGGCUGGUGCGGCGAGCCUCCUUCGUGAUAGACUGGCACAAUUUCGGAUUCACUCUCUUUGGUCUCCGAUUCGGCCCCGCACACCCCCUCGUGAAGAUCCACAAGUGGUAUGAGACCACCAUCGCACGCCAGGCAGCGGCGCACAUAUGUGUGACUCGAGCCAUGCAGCAGGAGCUGGCGAACAACUGGGAUAUACGAGCCACUGUGCUGUACGACCGCCCUCCUGCCUUCUUCCGACCCAGCUCCCUUGAGGAGAUGAGAGUGGUUCUGGGCCGCAUCGACCAAUCACUGCUCGACAGCUGUUUCUCCCCACCUGCACCAGGAACCACACAGUGGACUCUCAGACCGGACCGCCCUGCCCUUGUUGUCAGCAGCUCCAGCUGGACUGCGGACGAGGACUUUGAUGUGCUGCUAGAGGCAGCGCUCAUGUAUGACAGGCGCGUGGCUGCUAUGGCAGGAGAAGGGGAGUUUGGAGGAGAGGGAGGAGCAAGUGCAGUGCAGCACCCAAACCUGGUCUCUCUUCCCUCUCUUCUACUCUCUGGUGCCACUGUUCCCUCUCUCUUCUCUCUCUUCCCUUUCACUUCUUCUCCCCUCUGUUCUCUCUCUUCCCUCUCUCCUCGCACUCUUCCCAUCUCCCGUCUCUCUCUUCCCUCAUCCAUCUCUCUCUUCCCUCCUCUAGGCAAGGGAGCCCUCCGAUCGCACUACGAGGCCAAGAUGCGACGGCUGAGAUUGCGCCACGUGUCCUUCCGAACCGCGUGGCUUGCUCCGGAGGACUACCCGAGGCUGCUAGGCUUGGCAGACCUGGGCGUGUCUCUCCAUACCUCGUCCUCAGGCUUGGAUCUGCCGAUGAAAGUGGUGGACAUGUUUGGGUGCGGCCUUCCCGUGUGCGCCAUCUCCUAUUCCUGCAUCCACGAGCUAGUAAAGGACGGCACCAACGGCCUGCUCUUCUCAGACUCCUCAGAGCUCGCCUCGCAACUCGUCGACAUCUUCUGCGGCUUCCCAGAAGGUUCCGUCGCUCUCAAGCCCCACUCUCCCUCCACUACCUAUUCCUCGGCAUUCGCUUCCUCUUCCUCCUCGGCCCCCUUAUCCACACCUCCCACAUCACCCACGUCUCCCUCAUCUGCUCCUUCCUCCGUUACUCUGCUUCAGAAGCUAAGGUCUGGCGCCCUUGCUACAGGGGCUGCUGGUAAGUGGGCGGAUGAAUGGGGUGUGAAUGUGCUUCCUCUGGUGGAGAGAUUAUCUGGGGGUGAUUUACGAGGUGUAAUGAGGUGA